UUGUUGUUAUGUCGUCUUGCAUCUUCAUUUUGACUCGGAUUUUAUCUAUCUUUGUUUGUUCUUCGUCAUCUUCUUGGUUUUAUCAAAAGAAAAAUUAACUUGUCCUUGACUUGUUCUUGGAGGACAAAUUUUAAGAAUGGGUCGCCCCACACUGUUUUGGGCAUGUCUCCUGGUCACGGUUCUUGAAGGGGUAACUUUUUGCAGGGGAGACGUCGCUCUGAACGAUGAUAUCAAAAAGGUGACUCACGUUUUGAAACCAGGACAGGAAAAGCAUAUCGAUGAAGAUUACGACUUUCAAAUGUUUUGUCGAAUUGGGGAGAAGAAAUAUGCGGCAUACUAUUUUCGAACGGCGACGUUACGGAUAACGAGCUCGGCUGAGGAUAUCAAACUUAUCAAGGGUCACACCCCGAGGGACGUUUACUUGCAAUACACCCAAAGUACAAAGUGGCUCUUGUGGAUUGCCAACGUUCUUCCGUGGCGAGCUCGAGAUACUCACUUCCCCACAUUUAACACGUCAUGCGUCGGAAUUUCAACGACACGACCGUACACCGCGAUGACCAUUAUUCGACCUGUCGACCCGUGGAAGGUGUUAACAUUGGCGGCUGGGAUUGGGUUGUUCUUCAUGGCGCCUAGGUUAAGUCAUUCGACGCUGUUUUUUUACUCCUCUGGCACCCUGUUGGGCGGAGUAGCAGCCGCGCUGGUUCUACUAUUCAUUUUGCAACGGUUUUUGCCAAAGGGGAAAACUGGAUACCUUCUCAUGAGUGUGGUCUGGAGUAUGGCAUUCUAUUUUGCGGGCGAGACUUGGAAACAAUUCGAAGAAUUAGUGCAUGAGCGUCUUCCGUACAUCGUGGCGUAUUUAUUUACUGGAGCACUCCUCUCGUUUUUGGCAUGUUAUCGCUGGGGGCCACCGCAGCAUCCGAAGACGUUGAAUAUUAUUACGUGGUGUUUGCAGGUCACCGGACUCGUCCUCAUCCACUUUAGCAGCGAUUUCGUUGAAAUGUCGACCGCGAUUAUCCUCCUUAUUAUCGCGUACCAUCAUUGUCACACGUUUUUGAUGUACUACCUCGAGAGAUAUUAUCGCCGCUGGUUUCCCCCUCCACAUCGCCUCCUCUCGGAAGAAGAGUACAUUACUCAGGGCGUAAUAGAGACGCAGAAGGGACUCGCUGAACUGAAGAGUUUCUGUUCCAGUCCGGAAGCAAAACCGUGGCAGUUGGUGGCCCGAUUGAAUAAUCCAAGAAGAUUUUCCAGUUUUAUCGAGGGCGGCUCACAUCUAAAUGACGACGAAUGUCUAGCCUACGACAACGAGGAGCCCCACUAUCUCACCAAUUCUGCACCGAGAGCAGCAAUCUCUUUUUCUAACAUGCCGACCAAUUCGUCCUUUGUUUUUGGUAGGAAUGGAGCAACAAUGAUGACCUCGACCUCGCCUAAUAAUAUGUCAUCCCGUCCUCCUCAAAAUGAAAUGGUAGUCACAGAUGACGAAGAGUCCACAGAAGAACGCGUCGUAGACGAAAGUCUUGAGACUGAUGAUGAUGACUAAGAUAAUUCAAGUCUUUUUUCUUGUAUAUAAUAAUUUACCUGUGGCAGUUUCUCGUUUGUGAUUAUGACUUUAUUUUUCGGAGGGGUUAAAACGUGUCGCAAAACCCGAUCUCGUCUCGUGUACUUUUAUACAUACAUACAUAAACUGGAAGAAGAAGACGAAUUGAACUACAAUUAGUGCUAGGUCAAUGUGUCAGCAUGUUUUCCAUUACCAUUAUUUAUAACCUAUAAAUUAUAAGGCAAGGUCGAGUGUAUUGGUCAGGUAGUCGGUUUCUCUUCCCAAUUAAUCUUAACUGUUUCCACUUCAACCGUAAUUUUAGUAUGAAAUGAAAUGAUGUGUUCAAAACCGACUGAAUUUGUAAGUAGUCUUCUCUUUUUUGCUUCUCAAUGUUUUUACCAGCUUAACAAAUAAUAAUAAUAAUACUUUUUCAGACGAUGUAUUGUAAACCUUGUGCGGAUUUAAUAAUGAAAUGAAUAAAGGUAUGACUAUGUAUUGUACUCGUUAAAAUGUA
Molecule: messenger RNA, 2048 nt
Organism: Folsomia candida
Lineage: Eukaryota; Metazoa; Arthropoda; Collembola; Entomobryomorpha; Isotomidae
Product: nuclear envelope integral membrane protein 1
Exons: 9
Coding region: 137-1537 (466 amino acids)
Cellular component (GO): nuclear envelope
Source: RefSeq, a predicted model, not a curated record